AUUAUUACUUAAUUGUUGAUUAACGUACUUAUUUUUUUAUUGGUAACACAUCACAUGGUUUGUAAAUGUGGUUUAAAAAUGGAUCUAUUUAGUAUUACUCUUUAAAGAGGAUUUUAAAUAAGCAGAUCAACCGUCAACAAUGACAUCAUGUAUAUGGUUUACGCAUGUGGUUUAAAAAGAGAGUAAUGUUAUACUUAUCAUAUUUCUUACCACAUAAUUGUACCACGUCUAUAUUAGAGGUAAGACCCACUAACAUAUGUAGGUCACACCCACAUUAGAAAUAUAAUAUAAAUGUGGUAGUAUAAAAAAUCUGGUAAAAAUAACAUUUUUGUUAAAAAAAAAAAAUUCUCCCUCUGACAUUACUCUGGGAAGCUUAAACCCUUCUAUUUAAAGAGGCCCAGGUUGAGGCAGACAGACCCACAGAGCGCUAGCUAAAGCACAAAUUAGAGAUACAAAGCUAGUUUCUGACCCAAGAAAAUUAAGAGCCCCAAAAUACCAAAAACACAAGGAAAAAAAAAUGAAGCCAAUUAGUCUAGUUUCUGAUCUCAUGAUUUUUUCAUUAUUUAUCUUGUCAUUUCAAUUUUCUCUCACUACUACCCGCGCUGCUGGUGGAAAAUGGCAGCUCUUGCAACAAAACGUCGGCAUUUCCGCCAUGCACAUGCAACUCCUCUACAACGACCGCGUCAUCAUGUUCGACCGCACCGACUUCGGCAAAUCCAACUUGUCCUUACCCAACGGUACAUGCGUCAGAAACGACUGCACCGCCCACUCCGCCGAGUACGACGUCACAACUAAUACCGUCCGCCCCCUCACGGUUCAAUCCGACAUUUGGUGCUCCUCCGGCUCCGUAGCCCCCAACGGCAACUUGAUCCAAACCGGCGGCUACGAUAUAGGAGAGCGCCGCGUUAGGGUUUUCGAGCCCUGCACUGGUUGUGAUUGGAAGGAGUAUGAGAAUACCUUAGGCGUGAACCGCUGGUACGCCACCGAUCAUAUUCUGCCCGACGGACGGCAGAUCAUCAUCGGCGGAAGGCGGCAGUUCAACUACGAGUUUUAUCCGAAGACCGAGUCUUCGAACCAUGUCUACAGCUUUCCCUUCCUUGUGCAGACUAACGACCCCAACGAGGAAAACAAUCUUUACCCUUAUGUUUUCCUCAAUGUCGAUGGGAAUUUAUUCAUUUUCGCAAACAAUCGAGCAAUUCUGUUCGAUUAUGUCAUGAACAAAGUCGUUAAAACCUACCCGCAAAUACCCGGCGGCGACCCGAGGUCGUACCCUAGCACCGGUUCAGCCGUGUUGCUGCCAUUAAGGAACUUGACGACUCCGUCUAUUGAGGCUGAGGUUUUGGUCUGUGGUGGAGCUCCGAAAGGGUCUUAUAUCAAGGCAAUAAAGGGUACUUUUGUGGAAGCUCUCAACACAUGCGGUCGGAUCAAAAUAAACGACCCGAAGCCGCAGUGGGUUGUGGAGACUAUGCCUCAAGCUAGAGUCAUGAGUGACAUGUUAUUGCUCCCAGAUGGCACCGUUUUGAUCAUCAAUGGUGCAUCUUUUGGGACUGCUGGUUGGGAACUCGGACAGAAUCCUGUGCUCGAACCACUUGUGUACCGACCAGAUAACGCUGUUGGGUCACGGUUUGAAAAACCAAACCCUGCCUCAAUACCGCGAAUGUACCAUUCCACCGCGGUAUUACUACGUGAUGGUAGGGUACUCGUUGGAGGUAGUAACCCUCAUGAUAAAUACGAGUUAGCCGAUGAGUUAUUUCCAACAGAAUUGAGAUUAGAGGCAUUUAGUCCUGAUUAUUUGGAUGCCAAGUACUCGAAGUUGCGUCCGAGAAUCGUUGAUCCCAAAUCACAAGCUAAAAUCAGUUACGGAAAAAAAUUAUUCAUUCGGUUUUCGUUGAAGGGAAGCAUGGCAACGAAUUUGGUGAUGGUGACGAUCGUGGCGCCGUCAUUUAAUACACAUUCCUUCUCAAUGAAUCAGAGGCUGCUGGUUCUUGCGGCGGAGACGGUCAAAAAGGUAGGGACAAUGACGUACCAAGUUCAGGUGACGACGCCGGGUUCCGGUAAUCUUGCGCCUUCCGGAUAUUAUCUUCUCUAUGUGGUGCAUCAGCAAAUUCCAAGUGAAGGCAUCUGGGUUCAAAUUCUGUUAUGACAUGAAAGUUAUAUUAUACAGUUUGUGUAGUGCUUCCUCCCCUUCUUUUUUACUUCAUUUUUUUUUAUCACAAAAACAUGAUUAAUUGUGAGUUGGAAAAAUAAAAAUGUUCAUAGAACAUUUAUUUAUUUUAGACAGAACAGCUUUGAUUCCACUUUGCAAGUUGUAUUUGUACUUCUUUUUAUUUUUAUAACUUUACCAAAGUAGUACUAACUUUUAUAUAAUAAAAAAGUCGA
Molecule: messenger RNA, 2379 nt
Organism: Pyrus x bretschneideri (Chinese white pear)
Lineage: Eukaryota; Viridiplantae; Streptophyta; Magnoliopsida; Rosales; Rosaceae
Product: aldehyde oxidase GLOX1-like
Exons: 1
Coding region: 518-2143 (541 amino acids)
Source: RefSeq, a predicted model, not a curated record